Molecule: messenger RNA, 978 nt
Organism: Vicia faba (fava bean)
Lineage: Eukaryota; Viridiplantae; Streptophyta; Magnoliopsida; Fabales; Fabaceae
Source: the annotation of a GenBank genome assembly
AUGGACGGCGACGGCGAGGAGUUGACGGCGCAGGAAACCGCUCUGUAUGAUCGUCAGAUUAGGGUUUGGGGAGCCGAUGCUCAGAGAAGAUUAAGCAAAGCGCAUGUCUUGGUCUAUGGAAUGAAAGGAACUAUAUCGGAGUUUUGCAAAAAUAUUGUUCUAGCUGGAGUAGGUAGUCUUACCUUAAUUGAUGAUCGACUUGUCACUGAGGAAGUGCUUUCUUCAAAUUUUCUAAUUCCUCCUGAUGAGGAUGUGUAUGGUGGAAAGACCAUUGCUGAGCUUUGUUGUGAUUCACUUAAAGAUUUCAAUCCUAUGGUUCGUGUUUUUGUGGAAAAAGGUGAUUUGUCGAGUUUUGAUGUAGAGUUCUUCAGCAAAUUCGAUGUUGUUGUCGUCAGUUGUUGCUCACGUUCAGCCAAAAAACUAGCCAAUGAAAAAUGCCGGAAAGCAUCUAAACGUGUAGCAUUUUAUACCGUUGACUGUAGGGAUUCUUCUGGUGAAAUUUUCGUUGAUUUGCAGGACUAUAAAUAUUCCAAGAAAAAAAAUGAGGAAACUAUUGAAUGCCAUCUAAAAUAUCCAAGUUUUGAGGAUGCUUUAUCAGUACCUUGGAGGGCAUUUCACAGGAGAAUGUCAAAGCUGUACUUUGCAAUGAGAGUAAUAGAGAAGUUUGAAGAGGCUGAAGGUCGUAGUGCGGGAGAUGUUUCAGAAGCAGAUCUUUCCAAUGUUCUCAAGCUUAAAAAGGAACUUUGUACUGCACAAUCUCUCAAUGAAUCUCAUGUUCCCGACACUCUUCUAGAAAGAUUGGUAGCAGAUACCACAGAAUUUCCCCCAGUCUGUGCUGUUAUCGGGGGAAUCCUUGGACAGGAGGUUAUCAAAGCAAUCUCUGGAAAAGGGGACCCCAUAAAAAACUUUUUCUAUUUUGAUGCUUCUGAUGGAAAGGGUGUUAUAGAAGACAUAUCUGAUUCAAACGCUGGAAAGUAA